AUGUUCGAGCAACUUGACUUCUCCAAGUUCUACAGUGCUAACACAGCUCAACGCGACAGCUUCUGUCAAAAUCUAGCUUCCAGUCUCCGACGGAAUGGAUUCGUGCGAUUAGUCAAUCAUGGCAUCUCAUCGGAAGAGAUAGACCGGGCAUUUGAAACGAGCCGCCACUUUUUUGAAUUGCCUCUAGAGCAAAAGCUCAAGUCUCCACAUCCUCCAACUGCAAAUCCGCACCGGGGCUAUACUGCCUUUGGAAUCGAGAAUGUAUCUGCAGCGUCCAACUAUGGGAGUUCUUCAAAGUUGCCUGUUCUCAACGAUAUGAAGGUCCCUUUCCCUUUCCUCGGUAUCCUUUCUCCUCUAUAUCUAAAUCUAAGUGAUAUUUUGCAGGAAUCCUACGACAUAGGCCACAAAAACGACGCACUCUACACCAACAUCUGGCCCCCAGCAGGCGUCCACGACGCAUUCCAACCAACCUUUACAUCCUUCUUCGCGUCGGCGUACAACGCCGAAAUAGCGAUUCUCCAAGCUCUUUCUAUAGGUCUGGGCCUUGCGCUGGAGACAUUGUCCCAGCUACACGUGGAAAAGGCGAAUGAACUGCGACUCACGCAUUACCCUGCCGUAUCUCGUGCAGAGUUCUCGCAUUCAACGCGAAUAGCGGCGCAUACGGAUUUUGGCACGAUUACGUUUUUGUUUCAGGAUUGUGUGGGAGGAUUGCAAAUGGAAUUUCCGCGUGGAAGUGGAAAGUUCGUCGAUGUAGAAAGUGGUGGUCCACAUGAAUGUAUCCUGAAUGUUGGAGACUGCCUCGAGAAGUGGACGGGUUUACCUAGUGCGCGACAUAGAGUGCAUUUACCUGAACGUUUGCAGCGAGCGGGAGGUCAGAAUGGCAACCGAGAGGGAAAUGAUGGUUUUCUCGUUGAGGAACGCUUUUCAAUUGCGUACUUCGCAAAACCGGAUCGUGCGGCGAGUCUGCGCCCACUACUAACACCACGAGGGGGAUUUGGACAUUCGGAAGAGGUGUAUAUGACUGCUGGAGAAUUUCAGCGUAUGCGAAUUUCGCAGACGUACUGA
This is a messenger RNA of Talaromyces marneffei, 1065 nucleotides long. RefSeq lists its product as uncharacterized. The coding region runs from base 1 to 1065 and encodes 354 amino acids. The record is from RefSeq and is a predicted model, not a curated record. Lineage: Eukaryota; Fungi; Ascomycota; Eurotiomycetes; Eurotiales; Trichocomaceae. Gene Ontology annotation, molecular function: dioxygenase activity. The transcript is spliced from 3 exons.